Molecule: messenger RNA, 693 nt
Organism: Haliotis rubra (blacklip abalone)
Lineage: Eukaryota; Metazoa; Mollusca; Gastropoda; Lepetellida; Haliotidae
Product: myb/SANT-like DNA-binding domain-containing protein 4
Exons: 4
Coding region: 1-693 (230 amino acids)
Cellular component (GO): nucleus
Source: RefSeq, a predicted model, not a curated record
AUGGCGGAGUAUCAGCUUGGCUUAAAUACCGAAGAGAAGAAGAGAAGAUCCAACUGGACCCGUCAAGAGGAGACAAUCCUUAUCGAAGAGGUGAACAAGAGGGAGAGUCUCCUCUUCGGAAAGCUCGACGGGUCCAUUCGGACAAACAAGAAAAAAAUAAGUGCCUGGGAAGACGUUGCGGCGAUUGUGAACUCAAACGGCAACUCAGAAAUCAAAUCAGUCGCUGAAAUGAAAAAGAAAUACCAGAACAUCAAACAGAAAGCCAAAGCUAAGAGGAGCAAUGCCAUGCGGCCCCCAACUGGAGGUGGACCCCGCCCAGAGUCUCCUACAACCCCUGAGCAGCUUGUGCUACAGAACCUGGAGGGCAGGCCCAGUCUCUGUGGCAUAUCCGGCGGCAUUGACUCAGACAUUCCUAUGACUUAUGAGAGUUGUGACACAGAGGCGGCGGCAGAGGAACCAGAAUCCACGCAGAUGUUUUCAUCAAUUGAUACCUCAUUUGUAGAUUUUUCUUUUAUUGAUACCAGUAUUGUUAACCAACCAAAAUCAAAACCUAGGACUGAAGAAUUGAUUUUGAAAGAAGAACUAGAAAGGGUAAAGGAAAAUAGAGUUCUCAUUCAGGAACAGACUAAAUUGGCAAAGUUACAGCAGCAGUUGGUUUUGCUACAAAUUGAAAAUGCCAAAAAAUCUUUUUGA